GAGACUCCCCCUGGCAGACGCUUGAGUGAGCAUCACCACAUCAUUCAUCAUGUUGAGCACGUGGUUGGUGGUCAGUCCUCGCUGCCGCCAGAACAUCUGUACCAUCAUGGACACAUGCACUCCGGUGCUGGUGGCGGUGAUGAUUCCGCAGUAUACCACCAUUAUGGACACGUGUACUCUGGUGCUGGUGGUGAUGAUUCCGCAGGAUACCACCAUUACGGACACAUGUACUCUGGUGCUGGUGGCGGUGAUGGUUCUGCCGUUUACCACCAUUAUGGACACGUGUACUCUGGUGCUGGUGGUGAUGAUUCCGCAGGAUACCACCAUUACGGACACAUGUACUCUGGUGCUGGUGGUGGUGAUGGUUCUGCCGUUUACCACCAUUAUGGCAACAUGUACUCUGGUGCUGGUGAUGAUGAUUCCGCCGGCUACCAACAUUACGGACACAUGUACUCCGGUGCUGGCGGCGGUGAUGGUUCUGCCGGCUACCACCAUUAUGGACAUGUGUACUCCGGCACUGGUGGUGGUGGUUCCGCAGACUACCAAAGCGGUGCUUACGCGGACGGUUCGGCGGAGUAUGGCGCUUAUGGUGAUGGUUCCGCGGGGGGUGCCUAUGGUGAUGGCUCUGCAGAGUAUCACUAUGGUGGUGCUUAUGGUGAUGGAUCCGCAAGCAAUGGUUCCGAUGGUCGAUAUUCCUACGGCAGCGGGCGCUAUGGCGGCAAGUACUACGCGGACAACGGCAUUGGCUACGGCAGUGGCGGACACGACUAUGUUCAUGUUCAUGGCAACGGUGUUAACGGCCAUGUCCACAUUAUGGGUCCUGCCAGCAAAGGUCACUACGUCAGUCAUUCCCACGGAUACGACGGACAUGAAGUGAAGCACAUCAUCGAGAAGAACUACUAUGAUGUGCAAACCAAGACCCACGUCAUUCGGAAGCCCAUCCCUGUCUCUGGACCGGUGCACUACCAGUCCGUCGUCAUUCCAGCUAAGCCACUUGAAGACUGCUUUCGCGGAUACUCGAACUACAAGAAGCUGCUUGCUUGGGUGUUGUGGGACACGCAGAAGCAGCGCUACUGCUGCUACAAGUACAAGCGAGCAUGUACGACCCAGUACGUCAAGAAAUAUCAUUACCAUACGGUGGUCCACAAAAAAGAGGUUCCUGUCGAGGUUGCCAAGACAGUCGCAGUGCCGGUGCCUGCGAAGCGCAGGGUCAUCACGAUCCACGACCAGGAGGAGCCGAAGCCACGGAAGGUCAUCCAUGUGAAGGUACCCGUGCCCGUGCCUGGCCCACCAGCCCGAACCGUGACCAAGGUGAUUCACUAUGAUGUUCCAAAGCCGGAGACGAAGAUCAUUCACAAAACGAAGGUUAUCAAAAAGCCCGUCCCGGUCGUGCACUACGUCGAUUACCCCGUGAAGAAGGAGAGCAAACCGAAGGUGGUGAUCCACACCGAGCACGUGAUGUCCGAGGCUUAUGACUGCCACGAUGGUAUGCACCACUGGAAAGGAAUGUGGUCCCACAGCAAGCGGUUGUACUGCUGUUGGAGGACCCAGAUUGGUUGCCCUCAUACUCACAUCAUUGUGAAGAACAAAACCGAAGUCCACACCAAGUACGUCAAGCGCAAGGUCAAGAUGCCCCCACAGGUUAUCUACAAGGAUGUCACGGAAGUGGUCCACAAGCACAUCCAUUCCCUUGAUUUUGAUUGCAACUCGGGAUACUCCAACUGGUACUACGGCUGGUCUCCGAGUCUUGGAGGCAAUUUGCUUUACUUAUAUUAUAUUAAAUUAUAUUAUACUAUAUUAUAUUCAAAUAUAUAA
Molecule: messenger RNA, 1815 nt
Organism: Symbiodinium necroappetens
Lineage: Eukaryota; Dinophyceae; Suessiales; Symbiodiniaceae
Source: the annotation of a GenBank genome assembly